UACACUGGACAAACAGCGAUAGCUAGGAUUUCUGACGGGAAAGGAGACUGUGGGUUGUAAUGGGUUAGGGAGAACUACAAUUGCGAAUAAAAGUUUACGCUUCCCUAAUAGUUACUGUAUGUGAACAACUAGUACACUGGUACAUGUAGGGCUGCGCUGAGCGGAGUAUUUUAAUAAAGCUGUGAAUCUGUGAGUAAAAUCUAAACGUGGAAAAUCUCGGCGAGCGAGAAGAGACGAGGAGCGAGUUGGAUUUUUAAUAAGGGGAACAGUGAUAGCUAUCUAACGUUAGGUCUAAUUGUAUCCUAAGCAUUUAUCAUUCAUUCGUUUUGCGAAAAUAAGCUGGUGGAUAACACAUUGAACAGAAACAACGCGCCACACUUUGGGAACUUUUCAGAACCAAGGAGAGAAGCAGGGCGGCGAUGUUGGGGGUAUGACGGAGGUAGGUGAGCUUUAGGGGCCGAAUACGGCGCCAAUGGCCGAGCUUCAGCCAAUCACAGCGGAGAUGAAGGGGGAGGAGCUGGAGCCGGGUGCGUCGGGGACCCACCUGGAGAACGGCGGCAGGUCACCCCGGGACCCGUCGCCCCCUGCUGGCUCGGGGGAGGAAGCGCAGCACGAGACUGGGGAGCAGGCGCCUCCCGCAGGCUUGGGGGUAGAAGCGCAGUGCAGGACUGGGGAGCAGAUGCCCCCUGCAGGCUCGGGGGAGGAAGUGCAGCGCGGGACCGGGGAGCAAGCGUCCCCUGGGGGUCUGGGCUGGGACGUGGCCCCCCAGGACGAGGGCCAAACUGAGGCCGAGGUCUCGGAACAGGGCGAAGGGGAUACGGUUGCUGAGUCAGCGACCGCAGACAGCGCUGCGGCAUCCCGCAGUUACACAGACCUGUCCCACACGCACUCCCAAUCGCUCUCGGACCAGCUGCUGAUGGGCCGGGACAACCCCGCCGCCGCCGGCAUCAACGUGGAGUGCCGAAUCUGCGGGGACAAGGCCUCGGGCUUCCACUAUGGCGUGCACGCCUGCGAGGGCUGCAAGGGCUUUUUCAGGCGCACCAUCCAGAUGAAGCUGGAGUACGAGCGCUGUGAGCGUAGCUGCAGGAUCCUGAAGAAGAGCAGGAACAAGUGCCAGUACUGCCGCUUCCAGAAGUGCCUUCUGCAGGGCAUGUCCCACGAUGCGAUCCGGUACGGCCGCAUGCCGGAGGCGGAGAAGCGGAAGCUGGUGGCCGGGCUCCUGGCCGGAGAGAAGGGCGGCCAGAGCCCCGGCCGGUCGGACCUGAAGACCCUCGCCAAGCGCGUCAACAGCGCCUACCUGAAGAACCUCAACAUGACCAAGAAGAAGGCCCGCAGCAUCCUGACCGGCAAAACCAGCACCUGCACGCCCUUCGUCAUCCACGACAUGGACUCGUUGCGGCAGGCGGAGAACGGGCUGGUGUGGAGUCAGCUGAUCCACGGGGCUCCGCCCAACAAGGAGAUCGGGGUGCACGUCUUCUACCGCUGCCAGUGCACCACCGUGGAGACGGUGCGCGAGCUCACCGAGUUCGCCAAGAACAUCCCCGGCUUCGUGGACCUCUACCUCAAUGACCAGGUGACGCUGCUGAAGUACGGCGUGCACGAGGCCAUCUUCGCCAUGCUGCCCUCGCUGAUGAACAAGGACGGGCUGCUGGUGGCCAACGGGCGGGGCUUCGUCACGCGCGAGUUCCUGCGCAGCCUGCGCCGGCCCUUCAGCGAGAUCAUGGAGCCCAAGUUCGAGUUCGCCGUCAAGUUCAACGCCCUGGAGCUGGACGACAGCGACCUCGCCCUCUUCGUCGCCGCCAUCAUCCUCUGCGGGGACCGCCCAGGCCUGAUGAAUGUGAAGCAGGUGGAGGAGAUCCAGGACAGCAUCGUGCAGGCCCUGGACCUCCACCUGCAGGCCACGCACACCGACUCGCUGCACCUCUUCCCCAAGCUGCUGCAGAAGAUGGCCGACCUGCGGCAGCUGGUCACCGAGAACGCCCAGCUCGUCCAGAAGAUCAAGAAGACCGAGUCCGAGACCUCACUGCACCCGCUCCUGCAGGAGAUCUACAAGGAUAUGUACUAGGCUAACGUUUAAUUUAAACUCCUACGCAAAGACGUGCUAUUUUCAAUCAUAUAUAUAGUGUAAAUACAUACGUGUGUGAGUGUGUGAGAGAGAGCGUGUGUGUGUAAUUUGUGGAAAGAGGUUCGAGCUGUGGACUGAACUGUUACGUGGUAAACUGCAGAGACCUUCCACAGAGGGACCUGUUGCAGACUCGCCCUUUUUAUAUUUGGGGGGGGGGGCGAUGGGGGCUGAGGUGUAGGUUGCUGUUUCAGAAUUGCCGGUUUUUGAAGAAUUCCACAGACCUGGUGCUGCUACCCACAGCUUCCCUUUCCUUUUUCUUUUUUACAGAAAUAAUCGUCACCGUUUUCACAGAAAGUGAUUUUUACCGCGCGACUCAUUAAGGAUUUUGUUUCAUGUUUUACGGUGUUCCUUCGGAAUAAGCGGUAAAGGAUAAUAGGUGUUAUAGACUACAGAAAUGAACGCAGUUUGUGGGGUAAUGCCACCUUCCAAAGCGUUUAUGCAUUAAGAAAUGGAAGUGCACGUUACAGAGGGCCGGGGAAGGCGGCGGGGG
This is a messenger RNA of Anguilla anguilla (European eel), 2615 nucleotides long. It is a transcript of the gene ppardb, whose product is annotated as peroxisome proliferator-activated receptor delta b. Gene Ontology annotation, molecular function: RNA polymerase II cis-regulatory region sequence-specific DNA binding; zinc ion binding; nuclear receptor activity. The record is from RefSeq and is a predicted model, not a curated record. The coding region runs from base 473 to 2065 and encodes 530 amino acids. Gene Ontology annotation, cellular component: nucleus. NCBI's taxonomy places the organism in Eukaryota, Metazoa, Chordata, Actinopteri, Anguilliformes, Anguillidae. Gene Ontology annotation, biological process: regulation of lipid metabolic process; positive regulation of transcription by RNA polymerase II; negative regulation of inflammatory response. The transcript has 8 exons.